Messenger RNA from Erpetoichthys calabaricus (reedfish), 2024 nucleotides. RefSeq names its product RAB43, member RAS oncogene family (gene rab43). The transcript is spliced from 4 exons. Gene Ontology annotation, molecular function: GTPase activity; GTP binding. Gene Ontology annotation, cellular component: trans-Golgi network. The record is from RefSeq and is a predicted model, not a curated record. Bases 135 to 758 code for a protein of 207 amino acids. NCBI's taxonomy places the organism in Eukaryota, Metazoa, Chordata, Cladistia, Polypteriformes, Polypteridae.
GGCGGGGCUUAAGGCGCCUCUUCCGCGUUGGCACUUUCGCAGGUGCUGGAGCUCCACGUCAGUGUCACCCACUAAGUUGUUUGGAGCGAGGGCAGCCGGACAUCUGUGAAGACAGCAGAUUCGAGUCCGGCAACAUGUUAGCGGCUGAUGCUGAUGAGGCCUACGAUUUUCUUUUCAAGAUAGUUUUAAUCGGUGACGCCGGCGUGGGCAAAACGUGCGUAGUACAGCGCUUCAAAUCGGGGAUCUUCGUGGAGAGGCAAGGAAACACCAUUGGAGUUGACUUCACCAUGAAAACCGUGGACAUUCAGGGAAAGAGAGUUAAGUUGCAAAUCUGGGAUACUGCUGGACAGGAGCGGUUUCGCACCAUUACUCAGAGUUACUACCGUAGCGCUAAUGGGGCAAUCAUUGCAUAUGACAUAAGUAAAAGCAGUUCCUUCCACUCUGUGCCACGAUGGAUUGAGGAUGUCCAGAGAUAUGCUGGCUCCAACAUUGUACAGCUUUUAAUUGGUAACAAAUCAGAUUUAAAUCAUUUGCGAGAAGUUCCCUUUGAUGAAGCUGAAGCUUUGGCAAGGCAAUACGAGGCCAUUGAUGCCAUUGAGACGUCAGCCAAGGAUGCAAGCAAUGUGGAGACGGCGUUUACCAAAAUGGCCACAGAACUCAUGGUGCGGCAUGGUGGUCCAGUGUUCACGGAUGCUGGGGUAGAUACCAUUAAAUUAAACAGCAAGGAUGUUGGGGACAGUUGGAGCUGUGGAUGCUGACCUGAACCAGUAGCUGCUAUGGAGUCUGGAUAGCAUUUGCAAAGCAAUGGACGUUUUAACAUUUCAGUUAGCCAAAGGCUAUUGGCAUUAUACUGCACAAGUGUCCAGUGUAGAAGUAAUCAAUGUGAAGCCAAAAUAGACUCUUUCAAUAGUUUUUUUCCCCUAAUGUCUGUCCCCAUAAGUCAAAAUUUGACACCUGUGAGGUCUUCUGAUAAAGUUCUUCACUUUUCUGGAGGCUCAAUGCCAUAGCUCCAUUUUUUCCUAAAUACAGUAGAACAUCAGUAGGAGAUGUUGCUUUUUUAUUUCCUCUUGUACCUAAUGGAAGCUAUGCAAGAUGUAAGAGAUGUUGAUAAUUUUUAUUUGCUCUUUGAAUUCACUGAUUCAUGACUGUUAUUUGGUUGAGCUGUAAAUAUAAGAACAGCCAUGUAAGCUCAAAGUUACUUUGCACAUUUGGCGUGGCUGACUAGCCUAAAAGUGCAGGUGACCCUUGUAUGCUGCUGUUAAAUGGAGACUGAAUCUGGGAUUUUGGCAUUUGUUUCGUUACAUUUGACCAUAAGAAUACGGUAGUAUUCCCAUGCUCCAUAUGAGGCAGCUGCAGUUUCUUUAGCAAUACGGCAAUACACUUCCUAAAUGAACUGGGAUUAAAUAAUAUAUGAAAUAUGAAGCAGGGCUUCAUCUUCUAAAUUUGGUAAUUCUGUGACAGAGAUUUUGAUAAAAAUAAUGAUCAGUUUUUUUGUGUACCGGUAAGGCUUUAUGGCUUAAGUUUUUACAUUCCUGCAAACAUGGAAUCAUAUGUAACAAUGGCUUCUCUUGUGAUGAACUGAGGAGUAGUCCUCAAAUUUAAGACAGUUAGGACAAUACUGCAGUGAUCCCAUUUUGUUUUUAAAAUAUUUUAUUCAGGUGCAGAGUUAUUUAAAAUAUAUCAUUAGGAACCUGAAAAUGCUGUAAACAGUCCUAGAAUUCUGGAACUAUUGAGGAAGAUGUACAGUAAAAGUGUAAAAUGUUGCUAUAUUUGGCUCCUCAGAGGAAUAUGACUGUUUCCUAAAUAGAAAGACAAGGCUGGCUGUGACCAGAAAUGCUUGACUGGGACCAAGGUCUAAUUAUUAUUAUUUUUAAUUUUUUUGCACAGCCUCUAUUUAUAUUUCUAUAACAAGAUUAGUGACUUGAUUUUAGUGCUCUUUGUAUUUUUAUAGAUCUCAUUAAAAUGGUACUUUUUGAAGACUCUUUUAAAUUUUUAUUGAAAUAAAUAAAGAACAUUUUCAAACA